Messenger RNA from Ilex paraguariensis (yerba mate), 489 nucleotides. Lineage: Eukaryota; Viridiplantae; Streptophyta; Magnoliopsida; Aquifoliales; Aquifoliaceae. The record is from the annotation of a GenBank genome assembly.
AUAGCUUCUACCCCCAGAUGCAUCUCAAAGAGAAGACUGCUGGUAUGGAUAUGCAUGUCGGACACAACACCACAAUGAAGAACAUGCUCGUAAGAGAAAUCAUGUUUGCUGUCCAACGAGGGGUAGUCACAUGUAGAAUGUUGUUUUGGAAUUUUGUACGCGACCAGAAUUUGAUGAAAUGCGAUGUAUUCUUGUUGGGUACCCAAGUCUAUGCUUGGAAGGUUGGAUUGAUUUAAUUUUUAGGUCCACUUUGUGGUUUGUUGUUGCUUUUGGACCCGGAAAAAAAAAACGAAGGAAAAUUAGGUAAAGAAUUGAGGAAAAGAGGGUCCCUCUGUGCCAAGGUGGUUGGGACAUGGGGAAUGGCUUUUCUAAGUUAGAACUUGUUUUGUAUAAAUAUUUCGGACAAGGAAAACGCUGUUCACCAUUGUCUACGCUUGAUUGCCAUGAGCCUUGAGCAAAAAUUAUUUUGAAUUUCCAGUGAUGCCCUAA